Messenger RNA from Hirsutella rhossiliensis, 2361 nucleotides. RefSeq names its product major facilitator superfamily domain-containing protein. The record is from RefSeq and is a predicted model, not a curated record. Lineage: Eukaryota; Fungi; Ascomycota; Sordariomycetes; Hypocreales; Ophiocordycipitaceae. The coding region runs from base 1 to 2361 and encodes 786 amino acids. Gene Ontology annotation, biological process: transmembrane transport. Gene Ontology annotation, molecular function: transmembrane transporter activity. The transcript has 5 exons.
AUGGGCGUCGCCGCCAUAAACUCAGAUGGAGAACUUCAUGGUCGCAGUCUCGUCGUUUUCGCGGUCACCACUGCAACCAUCGCCCUCGCAACCAUCUUAGUUGUCAUCCUGGCUUGGCUGCUUGCCUUCUUCCUCUCAUUUAUAGUCGAUUUCGGCGUCUUUCAUGGCUUGGGAAGAAGUGAAGAUGAUAUUACCGACCACCACAUGAGCAUUCUGCACAAGUGUGACUAUGUGUUCUCCGUCUUAUAUAACCCCGCCCUCAUGGCCACCAAAAGCAGCAUCUUGGUCCUUUACCUCCGUGUCACUAAAAAUACCCGCCUGCUCUUGCGCCACGCCUCAUGGGUCAUACUGGGGAUAGUUAAUAUCGCAGGAUUCAUCCUUACUAUUAUCAACAUCUUCCAAUGCAGGCCGGUCCGAGCUGGCUGGAUGCUAGAACUCUACAAUAGUAGUGCGUCUUGCAUCCCGCUUCUUAUCGAGUUUAUAUGCGCCUCGCCGGUCAACAUCAUAACCGACUUGGCAAUUCUUAUCUUGCCCAUCCCUGUCCUGACUAGCAUGCGUCUACCCAUGCGGCAAAAAGUCAUUCUUAUUUUGGCCUUUGCCCUGGGUGCUUUCGUUUCGGUUAUCGGGGUCGUCAGGAUUUACUACCUCGGCCAGGCUCUCAUCUCCCCCGACGCCUCUUUCUCUCUGAUGUGGAGCGCAGUCGAGGUCAAUAUCGGUAUAACCUGUGCCAGCAUCCCCACCAUUAAGCCGCUUAUCCUCAAGCUCUUCCCCAAUAUAUUGCACGAACCCAACAGCACCCGAACGUCUUCUGGGGCACCAAUCGAGUCUCAAGAGCCGUUGUAUCAAACAACAAAAUGCAAGCCGACAGAGUCAGACAAGAAGUCCACGGGAACAACCACGGAGUCUCCGUCAACCCCUGACACGGUGCAUUUCGGCAAUGACUUUCAGGAUCUCGACAGUACCCCUGCAACGUCUGCAGCGGCCGGGCGCACCAAUCCGACUAGCUCAACGACUGGUACUAUGAAAUCCGGCACCUCCUUUGGUUUCGUCAAGACAAACGAACCAAAGGGCAUGGUUAGAGCCAACGCGGCAGAAUCCUUCAAGUACUGCGCCAUUGUUUCUCUUCUCUUCUUCCUUUCCGGCAUGUCAUAUGGCCUUCUCGAUAACGUCAACAUCGCUGUUGCCACGGUGAACAACAUCUCGACGGCCCAAAACAUCGGCUUGACCACCGUAUACUCUGGGAUCGGCUACUUCUUCGGUCCGCUUUUAGCGGGCGAGUUUCUCUUACAAGACCGACAUUUCUUCAAGAGCCGCGCGUACGAGGCCGACAACAUAAGCGGGUACAAGAAGACAUUCAUCGUUGGGCUCUGCGUUUACGGCAUAGGCACCAUCUCGUUCUGGCCGUCAGCAGUGACGAGCUCAUAUGCAGGGUUUAUGAUCAGCAACUUUUUCAUCGGCUUCGGGUUGGCAGUCAUAGAAGUCGGCUCGAAUUCUUUCAUGGUCCUCUGCGGACCGCCCAACUACGCCGAGACGCGGAUUCUUAUAGCUCAGGCCAUUCAGGGUGCCGGCAGCAUUACCAACAGCCUUCUGGCGCAAAAGGUUUUCCUCAAGGGAAUCGACACGUCUGGUAAAGCAGCCCUUGUUAACGUACAGUGGGUGUACCUUGGGAUCACCUUGUUUUGCGCCAUCCUCGGGCUCUUCUUUUUCUAUGUGCCCCUGCCAGAUGUAAGCGACGACGAGCUUAAGGAGUUGCCAACCCGCCUUCAGGUCGACCCGAAAAAGAAAGUCGUCGGCGGCUUACAGCUGCGAACUGUAAGCCUGAUACUGGCUGUGUUUACGCAAUACAUGUUUGCCGCGGCUCAGGGGUCGAACUUCGCCUUCUAUGACAAACUUUUUAAGGCAGCUGUUCCCAAGGACGCGAUUGGCGUCGGAGAACCUGCUGACCCAGAUAAGCUGUCGGGUAUGACUCUAUCCAUGUCGGAUUGCAUACUCUUUGUUCUUCCCUUGAUACUCAUGCUCGCCGCCGAGACCCCUAUUUCGCCCCUGGUAUUCGCGUUUGGCCUACGCGGUCAGGGCCGGAGGACAACACGGGCUGUCGCCUUGAUCACAAUGGGCGAAUCUGGACCUGCAGUUGUCCCGUUCAUUAUGUAUGGCAUCAUGAACGCGGGCGGCGCCGUGCAAACCGCCUAUAUCGUUCUUAUCGCAGUGCUGGCUGCGGCUAUGGUGUAUCCUGCAUUCCUUGUGCUUUCCGGACCCGCAAGGAAACUAUUCGAACCAUACUCCGAUGUGCAGAGCACAAUACAUAUGAGUCAAGAAGACCAGACAUCGAUACAGCAGGGGGACGAGAAGAAUCAGGACUGA